Messenger RNA from Fukomys damarensis (Damara mole-rat), 2119 nucleotides. RefSeq names its product REX4 homolog, 3'-5' exonuclease (gene Rexo4). Gene Ontology annotation, biological process: rRNA processing; DNA catabolic process. Lineage: Eukaryota; Metazoa; Chordata; Mammalia; Rodentia; Bathyergidae. The record is from RefSeq and is a predicted model, not a curated record. Gene Ontology annotation, cellular component: nucleus. Gene Ontology annotation, molecular function: nucleic acid binding; 3'-5' exonuclease activity. Bases 274 to 1365 code for a protein of 363 amino acids. The transcript has 8 exons.
GGGCGCGGUCUCCCGGGCUGUACUCGGGUCUCCGCCGAACACACGGAGGAGAGACGCGGGGGCCCCGGAAGCUCCCGUCGAGGCCGGUUUGAGUCCAAGGAGUGCGGAGAGCCGUUCUCGGGAGAAGCAGCCUCUUCCGGGGAGGAAGCGGGCUUGCCGGGUAGCUAACAGCAGGCACGUAGUGUAGAGGAGUCCUGCAGUUUAGGACUUUCAGAGCUUGGAAUCGGCACCCGGGGGACAACAGGUGUCCAGACGCCCGGCCUUGGGUUAUCGAUGCAGUGUGUGCUCUUUGGUCAUCCCCUCAGAGACGUUUUCCUCUUCUCACAGCUGCUGAAACAAAAAUCACAAGUCUCGGAAAAGCCUCCUGUCUCUCAGAUGGAUCCCCAAAAGCAGCCCAAAAUUAUCCAGCAGAACAGAAAGAUCUCAGAGAAACGAAAGGAAGACGAGAAACCAAAAGAAAAAGACCAGGCGGGCACUGGGCACUCUGUUCCCUCUGCAUCUAAGAGGGACAGGAAGGUGCCACUACCUGCCACAAAGACCAACGGAACAGAGUAUAAGAAGGGAGCCCAAAAAAGGACAAAUGGUGACAUUUCCUCAAAACCAGGGGACAUCAAGCAUAAGAAGCGGAAAGCUGAGGAGGCAGCCGCGGCCUCUUCCUCGGCCCCGCCCACGGAGGAGGACAUCUGGUUUGAUGAUGUGGACCCAGCCGACAUCGAGGCUGCCAUAGGCCCGGAGGCAGCCAGGAUAGCAAGGAAGCAGCUCGGGCAGAAGGAGAGCAGCAUCAGCCUGGAGAAGGAGCAGGCCUUUGACGGCCUGACGAAAGCCUUGGCCUUGGACUGCGAGAUGGUGGGCGUGGGCCCUCAGGGGGAGGAGAGCAUCGCCGCCCGCGUGUCCCUUGUGAACCAGUACGGGAAGUGCGUGUACGACAAGUUCAUCAAGCCGACCGAGCCUGUGACGGACUACAGGACGGCCGUCAGUGGGGUGCGGCCCGAGCACCUUGGGCAGGGAGAAGAGCUUGAAGUUGUGCAGAGCGAAGUGGCAGAGAUGCUGAAAGGCAGGAUCCUGGUGGGCCACGCACUGCACAAUGAUUUAAAGGUGUUGUUUCUUGAUCAUCCAAAGAAGAAGAUCCGGGACACACAGAAAUACAAACCUUUCAAGAGGCAAGUGAAGAGCGGAAGGCCCUCUCUGAAGCUGCUUUCGGAGAAGAUCCUGGGGAUCAGAGUCCAGCAGGCAGAGCACUGUUCAAUCCAGGACGCCCAGGCAGCAAUGAGGCUGUACAUCAUGGUGAAGAGGGACUGGGAGAGCACCGCCCGGGACAGGCACCCCCCGGCCCCUGCCCAGCACCGCCACGGUGAGGACGCCUAGCCCGCCCACCGCCCACCACCCUGUGGAGGCACCUGGACCCCCAGCACAGGACCAGAUUGUGGCACCAUCUCAUCUGGAAAGCAGCAGCUCUAGCAAGCCGCUUCCAAGACCAUGGGCACAGGGCAUGGUGCCUGGAAUGCUGGACCGGCUUCCUCUGGACUGUGUUGUGAGGGGCAGGGUGUGCAGGGGAGGGGGUGAAAGGUAUGUUCGAGGCACAGCCAGGAGUCUGGGGACCCGGGUCUGAGGACUCGGCUGCUGACCACUGAAGGAAGGGACAGCUGGCUGCCCUGCUGCUCUGAUGAUGAGCUGUGGGCGGCUGGCCUGGUGCUGGAUGGUUUCCUCUGAAGCCACUCUGCCCUCUUGUCGUGGGUGAGGAGACAGGCUGUGCCUGCAGCAGUGACUGCUGUGCAGAGCUAGGGAAUUUCCUGCGGCCGUUGGGCCCUGGAGGAGGCUGUGUGGGGCGUGCUCCCCUCCAGUUUUCCUCAGUUGGCCAAGGGCUGCCGCAGACUAGCACCCAACAUACUUGUACCCAGCUAGACUCGGACAUGGCCACGUAGCCAGCGCCGCCCUGGUCUGGAAAGGCCAUGGGCUCCAGAGGGCCACAUGCUGGCAGGGCCUGGGUCCAGGGCAGGUCGGGGUGGCCGCCACAUCCGUAAGGCCAGGUGAGCCCUCUGCCCCUGUCGUUGACAGACAUGGCCGCUUGCUGCCAGUGGGGCUCGUGAGGCCUGCAACAGGCCCCGUAUUCAAUGCCCAG